Coccinella septempunctata (seven-spotted ladybird) is the source of this 2316-nucleotide messenger RNA. It is a transcript of the gene PolI, whose product is annotated as DNA polymerase iota. Lineage: Eukaryota; Metazoa; Arthropoda; Insecta; Coleoptera; Coccinellidae. The transcript is spliced from 2 exons. Gene Ontology annotation, molecular function: damaged DNA binding; DNA-directed DNA polymerase activity. Gene Ontology annotation, biological process: translesion synthesis. The coding region runs from base 130 to 1806 and encodes 558 amino acids. The record is from RefSeq and is a predicted model, not a curated record.
AUGAUAAGAAUUUGUCAAACGUCAAACAAGCCAUACGUCAUAUGCUGAAUUAUAAAUAUCAAUAUUUUUCAAUAAAUAAAUAAGGAUUUUUGAGAACAAUAUUAAUGGGAAUAUUUAAAGCAUUUGAAGAUGAAUACAAAUGGAUAUAAGGAUGAACAUGCAAGAACAAUCAUACAUAUUGAUCUUGAUUGUUUCUAUGCACAAGUGGAAACUCUAAAAAGGUCCGAACUGAAAAAUGUUCCUCUUGGAAUACAGCAGAAGAACAUAGUUGUAACAAGCAAUUACAUUGCCAGAGAAUUCGGAAUAAGAAAAUGCAUGCUGCUUACGGAAGCAAUGCAACUAUGUCCGAAUUUAGUUUUGGUGAAUGGUGAAGAUUUGAACGACUAUAGAACUAUGUCUUAUAAAGUGACGGCACUGUUGCAGAAGUACUCGGAGGUUGUGGAACGUUUGGGAUUGGAUGAAAAUUUUGUGGAUGUGACAAAAUUAGUCGAAGAAAAACUCAGAAGUAUGAACAGUUCCUUAGGUGACCAAAUUCAAAGUGUGACAAAUGUAUUUGGAAGUAAUGAAGGCUAUUGCCAAUGUGGUUGUGAAGUUCGAUUAAAAGUGGGAAGUUUAAUUGCGGAGGAAAUGAGAAGACUUAUUUAUACCCAAUUAGGGUUAACCAGCUGUGCUGGAAUAGCUCAUAAUAAAUUACUCGCCAAAAUUGUAUGUUCUAAACACAAGCCCAAUCAACAAAGUAUGAUAUAUCCUGAUAAUGCUCUAGAGUUGAUGUUGAGUUUGAAUAACGUCGAGAGUAUACCAGGGAUUGGCAAAGCUACAGCAGAUUUGUUGCAAAAUAUAGGAAUCAGAACGAUCGAAGAUCUUCAAAAUGCCGAACUUAUUGAGCUGAAGAAAUUGUUUGAUAUCGACAAAGCAAAGUUUUUACAGAACUUGAGUUACGGAAUAGAUAAUAGCCAGGUCAAAAAAAGUGGGAAGCCGUCAAGUAUAGGAUUAGAAGACAGUUGUAGGUUGAUCUGUGCUGAAAAGGAAGUUAAAGAAAAGCUCAGGGAGUUGUUGAAACGGUUAUUAUUGUUGGUUGAAGCUGAUGGACGUCUUCCAAGAACAAUAAAGUUAACCGUUCGAAAAUUCGAUAAAUUGACCAAGAUGAGUCGAAGGGAAACCAAGCAGUCCAACAUUAAUUCGCAUUUUUUCACUUCUGGAUGUGUCGCGGAGAUGAAUCCGAACAAUAUCGAAAAAAUUUUAAUGAUACUGAUGAAUAUGUUCAGAAAAUUAGUCAAAGUUCACAAACCCUUCCACAUAACCCUGCUAGGAAUUUCUUUUGUUAAAUUCAACGAAAGACCCAGCUACCGAAAUUCCAUUGCAUCAUUUUUAAGGAAAGAUCUUGAAGUACAAAGUAUUAUAAAUAUUGAAAAUUUAAUAAGUAACGAAUCGUCUCCCGAAAGCAGAAAUCAAUCGCCUUCCAGUUGUAGGGAAUCCAGCGAUCCUGAAUCUGAACCUACGCCCAAAAGAUCAAAAUUGGCGAUAUUUAAGAGGAAUAGGAAUUUUUUCGAAUACGACACGUGCGAGUCUCCUUCCAAAUUACGAGUGCAGGAUCUCCAACUUACCUCUGAAAAACGCGAAAAUAUUCAAAAUAUCAAAUGCCCUCCAAGCGUAGACGAAUCUGUUUUUCAAGAGUUACCUUUAAACGUUCAGCAAGAAAUAUGGUCCGACUAUGCUAAAAGUGAAAUCGAUUCUGCCUCGUGUGCGAAUAAGCCUAAAAAAAUGAAAACUGGUAAUAGUAUACUGAAUUAUUUAGUCCAAAAGUGAUGGGGGGAAAAAUGAAUAUUUUCGAGUUUUUUUGGUUAUUCUUAAUGUUUCAAGUGUCUACUUGAAGGAUUAAGGGGAGAGGUUAUCUGUUGUCGAUAUUAUAUUUUUAUACUUUUAUAAUUUGUUUUUACAUUUAUAUAUCUUGUGCUUGGGAUUUCCUAUUUCGAAUCUCAAGCAAAGGCUGCAUGAGUUUUCUUUUUAUAUGUUGAAAAGAUGAAUUUGACCUGAUUUUGAACAGUUUUCUCAAAUCCCAUCAUAGGUAGAUUAUAUUCUAUUGUUAUUGAUACCUUUUUUUUAUUGUAGAACAUAAUUUUCAGAAGAUAAAGCCUUUUAUGUUCAAAAAAUGUUUUGGUCCAAUUUUAUUUUUACUUCCAGAGUAUAAUAUUAUUUCUGUAUUCUCAGUCGGUAAAAAACAUUGUACCUGUUUAUUUUCCAUAUUUCAACAAAAUUGUCACACUCAUUAUUUUGCAUAACAUUUCCAACCAAAUAAAACUUUUAUUCAGAGAACAA